This is a messenger RNA of Phyllostomus hastatus (greater spear-nosed bat), 1147 nucleotides long. RefSeq lists its product as uncharacterized. The transcript has 4 exons. The coding region runs from base 1 to 942 and encodes 313 amino acids. Lineage: Eukaryota; Metazoa; Chordata; Mammalia; Chiroptera; Phyllostomidae. The record is from RefSeq and is a predicted model, not a curated record.
AUGUCUCGCAUGGGCAAGAAGCAGCAUAAAGCAGGUCUCUUUGCAGCUGCGAUUAUUCUCGUCACGCUCCCAUUGUUUUUGUGGCUGUCCUCUGGACCGGCUCCACAUUCAUUCCCCUGCUCGGUUUCAGCCCGCGGCCUGGACUCCUCCAGCCAGGGCCCGGCCAGCGGGCGCGCCAGCCUGCGCUUGGAGCCCCGGGCUCAGUCCUGGGCCUGCCUCUGGGCGCCCGGGGACGCCUGGGAUGGCCGCCGUAGGCAGGGAGCAGAGCAGCCUUGGAACCUCCCCCUCCUUAAGGAGGCACCCCUGACUCUGAGGACACCCACUGACUGGGUCUUGCAGAGCCUGCAUCUGUGCGUGAAGGAACUCCAACCUGAGGCCGAGGGAGCCCCUGAGCCAGAGCUGGGUCACGCCGCCAGGGCAGCGCACUGCCCGAGACGGACGUGGCCGUUUCGACCCAGGGACGCCUUGACCUCCAGAGCGGAAGUUAACGCCGGCCCUGGCUUCCGUCCUGCCCCCUCCUUCCCGGCCAGGCUCCCUUUUCCAAGUCAGGGGAACGCUCUGCUCGGUGACUGGAGCCCGAGGUCCUCGGGGGCCACUGCCCACAAUGCUCUUGGCUUCCCGUUCGCGCACACGCAGGGCUUCCCAGCCUCCUGGCUUCUCCCCUGCGAGGUGUGCAGCCCCGUGGGUCCGCUCGGCUGUGCGCCGUGCUCCCGUGGUCCCCGGGACUCCUCCUGCCCACAGGCCCCUGCGGUGGGAGGCGGGCGGCCUUUUCCUGAAUUCUCAGCAGUGGAAACUGAAGACAAGACGGUCAAGGCGGGGGCUGGGGGAGAGCAGACAGCUCCACCGUUUCUUGGGAACGUCAACAGCCCCUUGUACCAGCGAUGCCGGCCGGUCAGGGGAAUGUGGAACGUAUCCAUUUCUCCCAGGUGGCACAUGCUUUGAGUGAGGAGGACGUUUUCACAUCAUGGCAUCUUCAUCACGACCCGUAAAUGCUGUCCACGGGAAAUGGUUUAGCUACAGUGCAGCCAUCUGCUGACCCCCCCGACAGGCUGGGCAACUUCCACGAGGCGCUCUCAUCGUGGCCUGCUUUUCCACUCGGGUGUAAUUCCGUUUUACUUUUAUGAGGAUUUAGCAUCAGUCCCCUCCC